GGGCAGUCCGAGUGUGCUGGAGAAGCUGAGGCGAGCCAAGGCGCAGCUGAUGCAGCUGCAGCAGAGCUACCUGAAGGACCCGCCACCACACUCCACCGUCUCGUACUCCUCAGAAACUCCAAUCAGCUCGAAAGGAGCAGGAUUUGGCCAGGUUGGCUCUCAGGUGAAAACUCAGGUGGGAACAACAGCAGCAGGAGGGGACACAGGGGAAUCAGGAAGAAGAACAGCAGCGGAAGCUGUUGAGGAAGCAGUGGCGGAAGCAGCAGCAGCUGCAGCAUUAGGACCAUCCAGAGGUAUAGGGGCAGGAGCAGGAGCAGGAGCGGGAGCAGGGGGGGGAGCAGGAGCACGAGUGGGAGUAGGGACACCCGCCCUUCCCAGCCUAGGCUCUGAGUCCCCAGCCUCCUCCCCCCACAUCGUCUCCCUCCCCUCCUCCGCCUACUCCCACGCCUCCACUGCCCCUUCCCCCGGCGUCAUCACCCCGCUCUCUCUCGACCGCACCCCCAGCAGCAGCGCCCAGAGCAUAAGAUCCGAGCCUGACCCGCUGCUGCUCGGGCCCACGCCUGCGCGAACCGACGUGGCUCGGUACGAGAAGGCUCGGAAGGGCCUGCCGAGCCUGGACGAGGAGGCGCCGAUUGGUGGGUGGAGCUCGGAUGAAGGUGGGGGGUUAGGCUUGGGAAGACAGGCAGGGAGAGUGGCAGAGGCAGGAGCAAGGGAUCAGGCAAGGGAGGGAGAAGAAGCAGGGGCGAGUGUGGGAGAAGGGGAGGCAGAAGGGAGGAUAAGACAUUCUGGGAGGGAGGGAAGAGAGGAAGAGGGAGUUGGAAGCUCGAGAGCAGGUUCGGGAGUGAGGGGUGGAUGGAGCAGAGGUUCGGCAGGUGUGGGGAGGGCCGGAGAGUCCCUUGGAGAUAAAGCAGAAGCAGCAGCGGAUGGUGCAAGGGUAGGAGCAGCAGGAGCAGCGGGAGCAGCAGGAGGAGGAAAGGCAGGAGGUGAUGGGGACAUGGAUGCGACAGCAGGUGCCCAGCCAAUGUCAUGGAAGUCAGGAGCCAAUCAGGGCAUGACACUUCAGCAACGCAUGCGAGCGAGGAGGGAGGGAGCACAGGGAGGAGGGGCAGGAGGGAGGAGAAGGCAGUGGGUGAGGUGAAGGGUGGGGAGAGGUGCUGUGGCUGGGCGAGGUCAGAAUGAGGCAUGGUAGUGUGUUAAGGUAGGUGGAGAGGAGACAUAGGGUGGGUGAAAUAGUAGUUUGGGUCGGAGGCAUUGGGAUGGAAGGAAUGGUGCAGAGGGUUAGAAAACGUUUUACUACAUCCUUGUGAGAAGGGCAAAAUAUUGCCGCGGUGGGGGGAAGCAAUUUUCCUCCGAAUGAACCUUGAUUUUGCACGAGGUAGGUUGAUUAGAGAGGGAUGAUGACAAUUUUAGGGCAUUCCUCAUGCCCUAGUCAAUAGCAUGUUUUGCGUGAAAAGGCUUGCCAACUUACCAUUUUACUACGGU
Messenger RNA from Closterium sp. NIES-67, 1482 nucleotides. The record is from the annotation of a GenBank genome assembly. NCBI's taxonomy places the organism in Eukaryota, Viridiplantae, Streptophyta, Zygnematophyceae, Desmidiales, Closteriaceae.